This is a messenger RNA of Brettanomyces bruxellensis, 2181 nucleotides long. RefSeq lists its product as uncharacterized. The transcript has a single exon. Lineage: Eukaryota; Fungi; Ascomycota; Pichiomycetes; Pichiales; Pichiaceae. Gene Ontology annotation, molecular function: zinc ion binding; DNA binding. The record is from RefSeq and is a predicted model, not a curated record. Gene Ontology annotation, biological process: DNA-templated transcription. The coding region runs from base 1 to 2181 and encodes 726 amino acids.
AUGCCGCGCAGAGAUAGAAGCUUACAAAUCAUGGGGAACGAUUCACCUAAUGAUUUAUUUCCAAGUUUCCCAAAGCAAAGUAGUAUUUCAAAUGUGAAACAUCCGAUUCAAUUUUGUACUACAGUCAAUGAACCUGAAAGAAAACGACCCAUUGUUCGAGGUCUCUCAGAAAUUCUUAACAAGGAUGAUAAUUUAACUUCUGUCAAAAAGGAUGUCGAUAAGCGUGGAGGAAUUUCCACGACUGAGACUUCGGCUUCUUCAAUUGCUACGUCAUCAUCAGAUACUACUCCACCCUCUAGUCCAAAUAACUCACAUUGCGAAAGUAAAAUUCAUCAUCUUUUGGAGGCAUCAAAAGAUCUAGUUUCUUUAUCAGCCAGCACUGCCGAAUGCAAGACUGUUGAUAAUUUACAAGCUGCAUCCACCGGCUUUUUUCCAUUUCAUCAAGAAUCUUUUCCGAGAAUGGAAUCAACUCCAGAAGUUGAAGUUGAUGUUCAACCGAAAGACCGUAAAGGGACAGUGUUCACAAACAUACUGAAUUCUUCAUUAUUCAAAUCUGCUAUUGAACCUCGGGAGGAUCUAACCAUUCUUUUGGAUUCAGUGCCUGACAGAAAAACUUGUGAUAAUCUUUUACACAGAUAUAGUGUAUCUGUUCAUCCGAUAAUACCCAUUCUUGAUUGUAAGAAUUUUUAUCUUUCAUACGAAUCGUUUUGGAAUGAUCCAUCCUCGGCGACACUUCCAUUCUAUAUUGAGCUCUUUACCAUUCUUUAUUGUGCAUCAGUUGUUAAAUAUGAAGAGGAUGCUCUCACAUUUCCACACGAGGAAAUUAGGAAAAGGCUUCCAAUUCUUAAAAAAUACGUUGGAUGUGCUGAAAUUGCAUUGUCAAUGUACAAAUUCCCUCGAAAUAUCACAAUUGAGGGUCUGCAAGCGACGGUCAUAUUACACUCAGUCUUAAGAAAUGAUUGUCGAACAAAUGAUUCAGGAAGUGUUGGUGCAUUGGUAAGAUUGGCUCAAACAGUAGAGCUUAACAGAGAUCCAUUAAAGUAUCAUGGUAUCACAGAUAUGGGCACGGUUCAGAGGAGGAGGAUAUUAUGGUGGCAACUAGUUUAUCUUGAUGUAACAACAUCACUUUCAAAUAGACUUUCCCCUAUAAUUUCUGGAGAUACGUAUGACACGCAAUUUCCAAGUGAAUAUGUGAAGGAUUGUCAUGGCUGCUUUGUUCUGGAUCAACCGAUCGCCUUCUUAAAUGGAAGAUUCCGCUGGGCUGAAUGUACAAAUAAAAUACUUCACAAUGCCUUUAAUUUAAAACCUCUUACAGAUACGGUUUAUCACGAGUUAUAUGAUGAAAUUGAAAAUCUUUCAUUUUAUACAACCUCUCUUAUACAACGUGUGAUGGAUCCUGCGAAUACGCUACCGGCACAUGAGAGGUUUGCAAGCUUUUCUGCUAGUAUUCUGUCUACUCUUCCAGAUCGUGCAUACCUACUUCUUUACAUUGGUCGAACAAGAAAGGGAAAUAAAAAUGCUUAUUUUACUCCUGGAAACAGUUUUUCUCAUGGUCCAGAUGAACAUAUAUGUUUAAAAGGAGAUUUACCAGACAGCUCUUCGAUUGGAAAUAUCAGGAUUGAGAAGCUGGAUGAGGAACUUAUUGAGCACCAAAUACAUUUGCUAUCCGAAUUCAUAAAAUAUGGAGAAAUGCCCAAUCAUAAGCUUUUCUUGUGGGAUAUACGAAAGUUUCAACCUAUUCAAGCGAUGCUGUCAUUAAUAAAAAUCCUUUUAAUUCAGGCCAAAGGGAUUCAAGCUCAAAACAAAUUUGAGGAGUUUUAUAAGCAUUAUGACUUUAGGGACGAUGAAAAGGUAAAAGUCAUAGAUAAAGCAAUAGAAAAGCUUUCCUAUUUAUCAGUCCACACUACAAAAUUAUGCAAGAAUCGCUGGCAGCUUCUUAAAAAUUUACGGUGUGCAGUUUGGGAACAGCUUGGAGUGCAAUCUAAUAGAGAUGUCAACUAUGAUCUUCAGACUGUAACUGAUUCGUUGUCGGAUGAGGAUGAUAUUAGAAAAGAAGGACAUAAAGUAUCAGAAAGUGAUUGGCGCAAAUUACUUGAAGAUCUUGACAAGCUUGAGGAUGUCGUGGACGAAAAUAUCAAUAUAAAGGUAUGGGAUCAAAAGGCUGGUAAUUAUUUAACGUAG